AUGGCUCUUUAUCUUCACGCCGAUAUCGUCGAAUUGACGGAUGAGCGAAGACUGCUCAAGGCCAGAUCCUCGUGGGCCCACUACUCCCGAGUACACCGACUGAAGAAGCGCCAUUUGCCUGGCACUUCCAAGUCAUUGCCCGAAACCCACCGAGAAAAGCGAAGCCGCAACUCUACUACUACCGGUAGCAGCAAAGUCAAUGAAAUGAUUGCGAUGAAUCAAGAACGAUGCUCGCCUCAAAUGGGACAAUGCCGAUGGGAAAGUGCUGCCAAGACCGAGGCAGCCGCGGCGUCCUCGCCCAAAAGGGGAUGUGGCCGUCCCACGCUUCCCAGACGCCAACAGUCCAUUGAACAUCCAUCCAACGAAGAAAAAACAGAACCCCAAAGGAUGCGCAGGAACAAACUCAACGAAGCCGCCAAGGACGAAAACACUUUGCGCAGUUUCCGACGAUCCUUCCACUCGGAAGCAAGCAAAGCCCGUUUCGCGGCGUCCUCGACCUUGAAGUACUCUUCUGGUGCAGCGAGGUGCUUGUAA
Messenger RNA from Seminavis robusta, 534 nucleotides. The record is from the annotation of a GenBank genome assembly. Lineage: Eukaryota; Bacillariophyta; Bacillariophyceae; Naviculales; Naviculaceae.